Molecule: messenger RNA, 1208 nt
Organism: Drosophila grimshawi
Lineage: Eukaryota; Metazoa; Arthropoda; Insecta; Diptera; Drosophilidae
Gene: Fancl
Exons: 2
Coding region: 38-1165 (375 amino acids)
Biological process (GO): interstrand cross-link repair; protein monoubiquitination
Cellular component (GO): nucleus; Fanconi anaemia nuclear complex
Molecular function (GO): ubiquitin protein ligase activity
Source: RefSeq, a predicted model, not a curated record
AUUUUUGUUUGCACUUUGUGUUUAAAACGCUUUUCGAAUGGAAUUAAAUUUAAAGUGUGAUUUAGCAGCCCAAUUUCCUGGCUUGUGUAUUGAUCAAAGGAAAAAUAGCGCUUGCUUAAUUAGUGGUGUUGUUUUCAUUAAUGACAAAUGGAUUCGCUUAAAACUAUAUUUACCACAUUUUCCAGAGCUGCGUGGCUUUGAAUUAUAUGUGCAACAGCACUUGGAAUAUAUAAUAUUUACCAACGACAAUCUACCGAUUCAGGCGGAUUGGCAGUUACUGGACUUGCUGACGCACCUGGCGCAACUUCUGCCGCCGUCAAUCCGGCCAGAAAUCACCUUAGCCGAGGCUUGCCAUAAUAUCUAUGCGGAAAUUCUGGAGCUACACAAGCCGCAGGAAUAUCGCCUGCAGUUGAAUGAACGUUGCACCAGAAUUCGUUUCUGUUCGUUUGGGGACUUUGAGUCGCAUUAUGUGGAGCUGGAGUUGCCCACGUUGCGAUUGCUGGAGCACAGUCUGCCCGACUGUAUUCAAUUGGCGGAUAUCUUGGCAAACAGCGCCCGCUCACUGAAGGAUGUAUUGCACCUCUAUCUAAAGCUGCUAGAGGAACUACGUCCCUUCUACGAAUGUUUCACCAACAUCGAUGAACUGUGCGAUGUGCUGCAGCCCUUUCCAAUUACUACCAAGCAUAACACUCGCGUCUUUCCCUUAAGGGAUCGCGUCUAUCUCAAGCUGAGCAUUGCCGAUCCCUUUGCCAGCUCAGCGUCGAUGGCUGUGCAGAUUAUAGGACCCACCGAGGAGGUGGCUCAACUGCGGCAUGUGCUCAGCGAUGGUCUGGCCAGUUGGGAUAUCGAACAGGAUAUUCAUACGAAUCUUUUGCACACUUUCGAUUUGUGUUAUUUUCCAAUGCCCGCUGACCUUGGUCUACCACAGAAGGAGGAGGACGAACAGCUUUGUAAUAUUUGUUAUGUCUUCCGACUGGAUAGCGGUGAGGUGCCCAUUGUCUCGUGUGAUAAUCCGCGCUGCGUUCUCAAAUGCCAUGCGGCCUGCCUGAAGGAGUGGUUUGACACGCUGAUCGAUGGCAAAACCUUUCUGGAGGUUUCAUUCGGUUUGUGCCCCUUCUGCAAGGCGAAGCUGUCCACAUCUUUUGCAGCGUUGCUGAAGAACUGAGAAUAGAAUUAGUUAAAUUCAACAAGAUUGUUUGUAAAAACUU